Messenger RNA from Uloborus diversus, 870 nucleotides. Its product is annotated as suppressor of cytokine signaling 2-like. NCBI's taxonomy places the organism in Eukaryota, Metazoa, Arthropoda, Arachnida, Araneae, Uloboridae. Gene Ontology annotation, molecular function: 1-phosphatidylinositol-3-kinase regulator activity. Gene Ontology annotation, biological process: intracellular signal transduction; phosphatidylinositol phosphate biosynthetic process. The transcript has a single exon. The coding region runs from base 1 to 870 and encodes 289 amino acids. Gene Ontology annotation, cellular component: phosphatidylinositol 3-kinase complex. The record is from RefSeq and is a predicted model, not a curated record.
AUGUUGACUAGCUAUCCGAAACUGGAUUCCACCUUCAGCAACCCCGUAGCCGCUUGCCCGUCUUUGUCUCAUUCCAGCUCAGGCAACGAGUCGCAACCUCAGCAGCAGCAGACCUCCUUCUGCUUCCAACUGCCGGCCGAACACCACUGGCUUGGCAGUUGCGCAACCAACUUCUUCCCCAAAGACGUCUGGUGUGCGUCUUCCGAGAUCUUCCCAAGAUCCAAGCCUGAGAUCAACGAGGAAGAGGAGGCUAAACCUCCCAAGGUCAUGCAGGUUAUCGAGCCCGAAGAUGACCUCAAAUGCCUCAUCAACAAUGAUCUGAAGUUGAGACUUUGCGGCUAUUACUACGGCAGCCUCAGUUGGUCGGACGCUGCUCACAUACUGAAAAAGUGCAACGCGGGCACUUUCCUAGUUAGGGACUCAGAACAUAGUAGUUACUUAUACGCUUUGUCGGUGCAAACUCGAAAGGGGCCCACGAGCUGUCGCAUCGAGUACAGCAACGGACGAUUCAGACUGGAUUCCUGUCAAGAACUUUCCAACAAAAUGCCUCGCUUCGAAAGCGUUACUGAUCUUGUUGACCACUACGUUCAAAUGACCAAGAACUUGCCACGUAACACUGCUUCCAAAGAAGUAUCUCCCGUCUGGUUGAAUCUAGACGAGGAGAAUACCAGGGACAUUCCAGUCCAAAUAUACAAGCCUCUAUACAGAACUGUCCAAAGUCUUCAGCAUAUUUGUCGCAUAAAUUUGAUUAGGAUACAAAGAGAACGUCAUCCAAACUGGCCCCUGUCUAGGACGAUAAACGAAUCAGAACAUAACGUUUUACCAACCGUCUUAAAAGACUAUCUUAAAGAGUAUCCUUAUUCCCAAUGA